UCAGUACCAGCGCUACGUAUAGUGCUACAAGAAUUUUGAAUUACGAAUUCGUGUACUGUGCUACUUUGUUGAAUGGAUAUUCUAACGUGUUUUGUGCGUGACUUUUUAAAGAAAAUUUAUUGGAUAAGGACUCAACAAUGCAUGCGCAAACCUCAUCCUGAAGCAUCAUGACUUGUCCAUUUCGUCGUGCCGCAUCUCAACACCAAUUCGCCAACGGCUCAGGAAGCCGGAAUCCUGGGUUCCGAUCACGUCAGUCAUCCGUUCACCUACCAGGGCCUGAAGAAGAUGAUGGAGAUAAUAACACACUCACCUUAAAGAACUUGAGUGAAGCCCUCAAAUUGCUUACAGCGCCUUCAAAUGAAUGUUUGCAUGCAGCGGUGACAGCACUGACGAAGAACCAAGCCGAGCACUACGACAAAUACCACUGCUUGAGGAGAUUGCCAGAUGAAGUGAAAACGUGUCGAAAUUAUGCCUACCUACAGGAAAUAUACGACGCGGUUCGAGCUACAGACAGUGUAUGCACGAAAGACUUUAUAGCGAAACUAGGGGAAUAUUUAAUACUAACAGCAUUUUCUCACAAUUGUCGCUUGGAACGGGCGUUUAAAUGUUUAGGGACUAACUUGACUGAAUUUCUUACUACGUUAGACAGUGUUCACGAUGUACUACAUGAUCAGGAUGAUGUGUUCAAAGAUGAGACAACGGAAACAGAAGCGGCUUUCGUUUGUACAUCGCACGCGGGAAACAUAGAGCUACACCUUACAACGGAGAGUGAACCAGUGGCCUAUAUGCUCGUUGGAAGUCUACGGGCAAUCGCGCGGUUACUGUACGAUACCCAUGCGGAAAUAAGACUGAUGAGCUACACCAACGAUCCUAGGCGAUUUAGAUACGAGAUAAGUGCGGUGCCCUUACAUCAGAAGUCUAAAGAAGAGAACUGUGAGGCACACAGUGAAGCGGUGUCAGUAGCUGCGUCAACUGAUGUUCACGACCUGAAGAUCGGAGUUGCUAGCUUUUGCAAAGCCUUUCCCUGGCAUUUCGUGACUGACAGGCGCUUGGAGCUCGUACAAUUAGGUGCUGGCUUCAUGCGUCUCUUUGGAACACAUCUGACAACACACGGAUCAUCACUCUGCACGUACUUCCGUAUGCUUAGGCCCAAAAGCGUACGACUGGACUUCCACGAGAUCCUCAAACGCGUCAACACCCCUUUUAUGUUCUGUCUGAAGAUACCAGGGAAUUCAUUGGCCGAGGGCCUCGAAUUAAAGGGACAGAUGGUAUUUUGCCCCGAGUCGGAUUCCUUACUUUUCGUCGGCUCACCCUUUCUCGAUGGACUCGAAGGCCUCACUGGCAGGGGUUUAUUUAUAUCCGACAUUCCAUUACAUGACGCCACAAGGGACGUGAUCUUAGUCAGCGAACAGACUAGGGCGCAGGAUGGACUUCGUAAAAGAAUGGAUAAAUUGAAGAACUCAAUUGUAGAACUUAGCAAAUCCGUUGCGAAGGAGAGAGAAAAGAAUGUCAGUCUUCUACACCUUAUAUUUCCACCACACAUCGCGAAGAGACUGUGGCUUGGUGAGGCGAUAGAGGCAAAAAGUCAUGAUGAUGUCACAAUGCUGUUCAGUGAUAUUGUCGGCUUCACCUCAAUAUGCGCUACAGCCACGCCCAUGAUGGUAAUAGAUAUGCUUGAGGACUUAUACAGCGUGUUUGAUAUAUUUUGCGAAGUUCUGGAUGUUUAUAAGGUGGAGACUAUUGGUGAUGCAUAUUGUGUUGCCAGCGGAUUACAUCGGAAAAUAGACACUCAUGCGCCGCAAAUUGCUUGGAUGGCGUUACGUAUGGUGGAAACUUGCGCACAGCACUUUACACAUGAGGGAAACCCUAUUAAGAUGCGCAUAGGCCUCCACACGGGCACAGUACUCGCUGGUGUAGUGGGUAAAACCAUGCUAAAGUACUGCCUCUUCGGGCACAAUGUGACGUUAGCAAACAAAUUCGAGUCCGGCUCCGAACCGUUGAUGAUCAAUGUCAGCCCUACAACUUAUGAGUGGCUAAUCAAGUUCCCGGGUUUCGAGAUGGAACCGCGAGACAGGUCGUGUCUCCCGAAUUCCUUCCCAAAGGACAUUCCCGGCACUUGUCACUUUCUACACAAGUACACGCACCCGGGGACAGAUCCGGACGCGAGCCAGGUUAAACAUAUUGAGGAUGCGCUUAGAGAGUUUGGCAUAGGACAGACCAAGCCAACGGACGUAGAGAGCGAAGAUCCAACAUAGUCAUUACAUUUGAAAAUUUAACAUUACAUUCCAAAGAUGCAAAUAGCUACUUAUGUUGUUUAAACGAAACGCAUACAAGAUUUUAUUAUUAUACUAGCGAAUUCGACAUACGUUGUCCUCUAAACACGUCCUACAUACAGAAAAAUCACUCAAAUGUAAAGCAUUCGCGACUCUCAUAUAUUCAUCAUAAUCUGCCGUUCAGGAGUUUAAUUACGAACACUUGCACAAAAAGUUCGUUCAAAUUGGUCCAGCCGUUUAAGAGGAGUUCAGUGAUACACGUACAGUAGUAUAUACAUAUAAAGAUGAAUAUGGUAGGAGUCACAGAAAUUCUAAAAUCAAUUGACGGUAAUCAAUAAUUAAACAAUAAUCUUAUUAUAACAAUGGCGCACGGAAUCAGCUUAACACUGGUGGAUUUCCCGCAUUAAUAAUAGUUCUUUGAAGUUGCUUUAUAAUAGAUCGCAAAUAGUCACUAUAACCCUGUGAUGAGCUAGGCUUAUUUCACUAAUUAUUUUUUAAACUAGGUUUCUGAGCCUUUCAAUUUAGUAUGAUUUUCUGGAAAUCGAAUUAGAGAUCGCAGCCAACCACCAAGCCACUAUUGGUAAAGCGCAUUCACACACAGCGUCAAGACAUCAAGGGCUUACUUAGGGAUGUCGCUAACAUAAUUUUAUAACUUCAUAAUAUAACUAUCUUAAAUUAUUUUAGGGCAUCGUCUUUGUAUAAAAUAUUAUAAUAAUUGUAGAAAUAGCUUUUGUAGUGUAGUCUAUGUGAAUAAUGUUUAAACUGAUUCAGAAACACUAAAGUUAGAGUAGACAUCACGGAUUGCUUGCAAUAUCAAUACAAUAUGCUUUAAAUAGUAUUUGUGAUAAUCCAUUUAUUAAUUAAUUGACUACAACAUGUACAUAUAUGUAUCUAUUCUGUACGCGUGACAUCGUCAAAAGCUGUGUCGAAUGUUAGUUUAGAGCAAAAGUUUAUCUGUGAGUGUGUGUGAAAUUUUUAAUUCAUGUGAACAUUCUCUACAACUUCGACUCUGUUAAACCGAACGAAUAGCGAUUGAGAUCCCGACUUCAAUGACGUGUCUGCGCAAAGCCAACAUCAGCGCUACGCAUUUUCAUAGAAUUAAUGAAUAUAAAGUAUAGAAUGGCUAUCGCUAUAGGAAGUUACACAGUAACAGCUGAUUCCAAUAAUUAUGACUUCAACAACGAAACUCAGUUUUGAUGUAUUUUUUUGUUAUAGUAUAACUAAAUAUUGGAUUCACAAUAUUUCAGGUUCUAUGUAAGCAGUGUCGCACACUUUCUUGGCCGGUAAGAGCAUGGCUGUCAUGGAUAUUAGUAUUGCCAUUUUAUAAAAAAAUACCAUUAUAAGGGGAAUAAUUUGAAGUCAUGCAGGUUAACUCAAUGAAACGAUGUAUACUAGUAUCUAGAAGGUCUAGGCUUAAAUAAAUGUAAUACAAACUUAUGAACAACAUAUGAUAGGUUUUGUUACCUUUCCUAUUAAUUCCUAUUAAUAUCUUUAAAGAACUGUUCGAUAAAAAACUUUGCCAUUAUAAUUAAUAACGUAAGGAGUAAAAGUUAAAACAUUUACAGUUGAAUUUUUAUUAGAUGUUGGUAGAUGGUAAAAUUAUUUGCUGUUAAAUUUGUCUGACAUUUCAAAAUGGCGAGGGUAGUACCAAUUGCAAGCGCCGGCCAAGACUAGUAUGUGGCACUGUUACGAUCACUUGACAGCUGCUGUUGUUAUAGUUUGACGUCCCAAAUCAUCUGUCUACUCUCGACACACUGUAUUCUUAAACUAUUUUGCUUAACCUCGUUUAUAGAUAAUUGUUAAAACUUUGUGUGCUUAGGGCGAUAAAACUCUUAAACUUUAGUAGUUAAUUAGUGACCUAUAUAAAGCUUUAUAUAUUACAUAAGAUGUACAUACAAAAAUCCGGGAUAAUUACGACUUAUAUAGAUAAAGAGGUUACAUAUUUUGUAUAUAUAGUAUAUGUAUCGGUAUUAGAGAAAGAGUCAUUCUAAAAUCACUAUUUUACUAAGUAUCUCAUAUCGUUAAUCAAUGUAUACAUUUUGAAAGAUAUAUGAAGGAAAUCAUCGCUUUCACAAUGCGCUUCGCAUCCAGUAUUUAAGCUUUUAGCAAAUCAUAUUAUUGGACCUGCGACACGAUAAUUGUAAAAACCUAUUUUCGACAAUCAAUACUUAAACUAUCUGCAAACAUAGAAAUUUUCGCGGGCCCAUUGGACUAGCUACAUAUUUAAAUAAAUAUUUAGUUUAAAAUUUAAGAGGAAUUUGUCCCAUUAGCUCCUAGCCCUUUUAGUGCCAAACAAGCAGGAGUUUUUAUACUAUGAUAAUAAAAUACACAGAAAUUAAAUACUACAUAUUUACUGUCAAAACGAGCGCUAUCGCAACGCUAGCAUUUUUCAAAACUAUCGAAAGCAGCGCGUCGGCGCUCCAUGGCAAGGGCUAGGCUAGGGACACUCACAUUUUGUCUGUUACAUUGAUAGUUUGUGGUUCCCAAAACAGUAUUAGGAAUCGAACCCAGGCUAGGCUAUGCGCCACGUGGGUAGGCAGCCGUAAAUGUAAGUUAUUAUAGUAAAAAUACGAUUCCUUUAUUUUGUAAUGUUAAGCGUAAUUGGUCAUAUAUAUAAACCAUUCACCUUAUUGUAACGAAUUCUUAGUAUAGCCCGAAGGCUUUCACUGUAAAUGUUCUAACAUAAAUUGUUAAGAAAAAGCGUAUGUUCUAAAUAGGUAAUGUUCUAUGAUAAUAAAGAUUAUUAUAAAAAAAAACAACAGAUAUAUUUUAUGCUGUGAUAUCACAUUUAUUUAUCGUAAAAAUACCAAUGGGAAUAUAAAACAAAAGAUGGCGAUGGCGUUUCGUUUAAUUGUGAUUGGUAAACUACAUCUGCAGGCCAUUUUCCACAUCGAUGUCUGUUGUUCCACAAAUGGGCGUUACUUAAGCCAUAUUCGCCGGCAACGCACUCGCGAGCUCUCUGGAAUUGACUGUCCAUGGAUGGUGAUAUUAUUUAAGGUGAGCCUCUAGUUCAUGUGUCCCUGGUCUAUAUGAAAGCAAUUACAUACACGCUACAAGAUUCGUGUUGCCUUAUCACAAAUAGUCGAAAUGUACCAUCUCCACUGUUAUUGACCAUUCUUCUAUUUUAAGUUAAUUUACCCCAUUAAUUGCUGUCCGAUUGUAAAAUUAUUCUCUCAAAUCAAUAUUUAGGAUCAAAGUAAAUUAGAUAAAACUCUCUAUUUACUGUUGUGUUCUAAGCCUUCUCUUUAACCCGAUAUAAAGUUAUCACAUAUUAUCACAUUACAGAGCAAGGAUGAUCCAACUUUACUUUUUGUGUGUAUUUUUCAUAAAUGACAAAAUAAUUCAAAAUAAUAUUUAGUAAUAAGAUUUAUCAUAUAUUUCAGAUAAUUUCACAGUUAUAUGUAAAAAUCAUUGGAAUUAGAAUUAUGUAGACAUUAUUAAACGUUGAAACAAUGAAAAUUUUAAAAUUCGUGCUUCACUGUACCUCAUGUAAAUACGGCUAUGUAGUCAAAACUUAGGUUAAUAUAAAAAGCACCAUGUGUAGCAAUAAUGCUUAUUGAAUCACAUUUAUGUAUUUAUUUUGUAAACACACAUCGUAAAUAACUUUGAUAGCAUCGUAAUUUGGCAAGAUUUUUAUUGAGGAAACUUUAUACAAUUAUUUAGUUGUUAAACCUAAAAUCCACUUUAAAAAACUGCGGAUCUCUUGCCAAUAUUAUUACUGAAAAUAUUCUUUAUUUUUUUUUACUUUAAAUAAAGAUAAUGCGAAAGCAAUGGUAGGUCCGUGGCCUGCCCAUACUCUUUAUAUCUCUUUAGAUUUAAACUACAAAUCUAAAGCAAGCUUAUGUAAAGGAGUUUAGAAUUCCUUCAUCGAAUGACUUAUUUCCAUGCAUUUGUACCAUAUAAUGAAAUUUGUAUGAAAUUAUUCACUUAGAGAAUGUAGACUUCAAAAGUGUAUAAUAUGAAGCAUUUAAUUAGAUUUAAGCACAGCCUUCUUCGAUGUAAUUUCCGUUUCCUAUAACCAACUGUGCGGUUAACCAACAGUUACAUAUAUAUAAUAUUAGAUACUAUCACGCUAUCUUUCUAUGUACUAGGUCUUGCUAUAAGAAACUAAAACUGUGAAUGCACUG
Pieris brassicae (large cabbage white) is the source of this 6400-nucleotide messenger RNA. RefSeq names its product head-specific guanylate cyclase (gene Gycalpha99B). Lineage: Eukaryota; Metazoa; Arthropoda; Insecta; Lepidoptera; Pieridae. The transcript is spliced from 15 exons. The record is from RefSeq and is a predicted model, not a curated record. Gene Ontology annotation, cellular component: guanylate cyclase complex, soluble. Gene Ontology annotation, biological process: response to oxygen levels; cGMP biosynthetic process. The coding region runs from base 168 to 2255 and encodes 695 amino acids. Gene Ontology annotation, molecular function: guanylate cyclase activity; heme binding.